Messenger RNA from Drosophila mojavensis, 598 nucleotides. RefSeq lists its product as uncharacterized. Lineage: Eukaryota; Metazoa; Arthropoda; Insecta; Diptera; Drosophilidae. The coding region runs from base 192 to 500 and encodes 102 amino acids. The transcript is spliced from 2 exons. The record is from RefSeq and is a predicted model, not a curated record.
UUACAUAUGAGGUUAUCAAUUACACUUGUAUUUUUCUGCCUGAAUUUUCGACUCAAAAUGCUCAACUUAAAACUAUAUUUUUCUCAAAAAUACAAAAUUUUUCUUGGCUCACUCUUUCACAGAGACAUCAUUGGUUGGCCUCUCUUUCACUUUGCGGCUACGAUUUUCUGCUUCCGGUUGCUAACAAUGCAAUGAGCAACGUUAAAAGUUUCGCAUUUCUACUGUAUCUUAUCGGCUUAUGGAGUCUGUCACAUGAAUAUAACGAUACUACACUUAUAACAGGGGAUGGCAUAACCGUUUGCCAAUACAUUGAUAAUAAAGGCCCAUUUGAAACCUUCAAGCGCGGCAAAGAAAACGAUACCAAAAUUAGAACGAAUGUCUACUUUGGAUCCCUUGAAACACCGCAUUCAAGUAGUAAUAUUCACAGCAGUAUCCACUCGGCUCUCCUACUAUCUCUUAUAGUGCAGAAACUAGAUUUAUGGUAUCGACAGCGACUUUAGGCCAUCAUUAAAUAUUUAAUUUAACUUCUACUAGUGUCAGAAGCAUUGAAAACGUUUGGAAUGAAUUAAAUAAAAUGAGAGACCUUUUACGCACUCAA